Aureobasidium subglaciale EXF-2481 is the source of this 306-nucleotide messenger RNA. RefSeq lists its product as uncharacterized. Gene Ontology annotation, molecular function: oxidoreductase activity. The record is from RefSeq and is a predicted model, not a curated record. NCBI's taxonomy places the organism in Eukaryota, Fungi, Ascomycota, Dothideomycetes, Dothideales, Saccotheciaceae. The transcript is spliced from 2 exons. The coding region runs from base 1 to 306 and encodes 101 amino acids.
AUGCCCGCUGGAAGCUCCUCCGUCAUCUACCCCAAGGGUAGCAACUUCAACAUGGACUACUACCUCAACACCCACAUGCCCCUCGCCUAUAAGAGCUGGAACCAAUACGGUCUCAAGAGCUGGUCCGUCGUCCAGUUCCCCUCCGACGCCGAAUACUGUGUCCAAGCCAUCCUCGAAUGGGACACCGAGGAGAGCUGCCAGAAGGCCCUGCAAUCCGCCGAGACCAGCACCGUCAUGGGCGAUGUCAAGAACUUCUCCGACAAGUCCCCUACUUUCCUUGCCGGCAAGGUUGUUGGUAGCUCGUAG